AUGAGGACACUGCAUGACAGUGAGCUAGCGGUCGCCAUCUAUCCUACAUUCACUUACAACGCUUUGGGCGGCGGAGGACUGGCGAAGGCAACGCAGGACGGCGACAUCGUGCACUUGACUUUUGACCCGGCCACUCUGAACAUUCCUGACGUCAACUACCGGAACACAACAUUCAUGGGUGUACCUAUGGCUCCGCCCUUCAGCAUCGCUGUCCAGCCUAGGAAGUUGGAGGGAUUUGUGGACAGAAAAACUGGAAAAGCCGAGCUCACAUUCUUGGCUGACUUCCUCUUCACAGCGGGCCCCCUGUAUAAGGCCAACGAAUGA
Molecule: messenger RNA, 324 nt
Organism: Coccomyxa subellipsoidea C-169
Lineage: Eukaryota; Viridiplantae; Chlorophyta; Trebouxiophyceae; Coccomyxaceae
Exons: 4
Coding region: 1-324 (107 amino acids)
Source: RefSeq, a predicted model, not a curated record